AGCCUUGCACCAUUAACCGUUACCGCGGGAGAGGGAGAGAGAGUGAGAUGAAGAUUUAACAGACUGACACCAUAAGAAACCCUAAUAUACGUAGAGGUGAAGAAAGAGAAUCAGAGCAGAAAUGGACGAGGAAAAGCCCGUAUUCUCAGCAUUCCCAUACAAACCCUACCCCAUUCAGCUCGAUUUCAUGAACGCCCUCUAUCGAUCUCUUGAAAAUGGCGGUAUCGCAAUGCUCGAGAGCCCUACUGGAACUGGGAAAACGUUAAGUAUAAUAUGCAGUGCUCUGCAGUGGCUUGUUGAUAGAAAGCAACUACAGAAGGAUAAACCCGAAAACCAAUCAGGGCCAGAUGAUGAGCCCGAUUGGAUGCGGAAUUUUGUGCUUAAUACUGAAACCAAAGCAUCUGAAAAGAAGGAGAAAAGGACAUCUUUUAGGAAAAAUAACUUUAAUAGGAAAGAAAAACAGGAAGCAUUUCGAGAUAUUGAGACCAAGGAGACUAAAGUUUUGAAGAGUAAUAAUGGGUUUGAAGGCAUGGAUGAUGAAGAGUUUUUGAUGGAAGAGUACGAUAGUGAAGGCGAAAAUGGUGGGAAAUUGAAAAGAAAGAGCGGUGAGGAUUCUGCGAGUUCCUCGAGUGAGGAUGAUGAUGAUGACAAGGAAGAGCAAAGAUUGAAAGUUUAUUUUUGCAGUAGAACCCAUUCACAACUUUCACAGUUUAUAAAGGAGUUGAGGAAGACUAAAUUUGCCAGUGAAUUGACAUCUGUGUGCUUGGGGUCUAGGAAAAAUUUCUGCAUCAAUGAAGAUGUAUUGAAGCUGGGGACCUCCACACGAAUAAAUGAGAGAUGCUUAGAGCUUCAAAAGAGUAGGAAGAAAGAAUGUUGUAAAGUUACCAAAACAAAGAACUUGGGUCUGAAGGGGAGAGUACGGCGGACAAAAGCUUCAUCUGGAUGUCCAAUGCUUAGAAGCCGUAAAGUAGAAAAAGAAUUUAGGAGUGAGAUUUCUCAACAAGGGCCUUUGGAUAUUGAGGAUCUUGUUCACAUUGGUCGUGAGUUGGGAACUUGCCCAUAUUAUGGUUCGAGAAACAUAGUGCCUAAAGCAGACCUUAUUGUUCUUCCUUACCAAUCUCUUCUUUCAAAGUCAUCACGUGAAUCUCUUGGUUUGAGUUUAAAAGAUAAUGUUGUUAUUAUUGAUGAGGCACACAAUCUAGCUGAUUCUCUUAUCAGCAUGUAUGAUGCAAAAGUUACUUUGUCUCAGUUGGACUGUCUGCAUUCUCACUUGGAAAGUUACCUCAAGCGAUUUCAGAAUCUGUUAGGACCAGGAAAUAGAAGAUAUAUCCAGACAUUGAUGGUACUCACCCGGGCUUUUCUACAAAUUUUAUGCCAUGGGAAGAAUGCUAGCAAUGCUGAACCCUUUUACCCUGCACAGGGAACUGAAAGCAGUUUUGAGUUUUCGAUGGCAAUUAAUGAAUUCUUGUUUUCUCUCAACAUUGACAACAUAAACCUUGUCAAACUGGUCUACUAUAUACAGGAAAGCAAUAUAAUUCACAAGGUCUGUGGAUAUGGAGAUAAACUAGCUGCAGAAAAAGUUUCAGCCUCAAAAGAUAGUGACAAAAGCAGUGAUGGAAGCUCGCUAUCUGGUUUCCAAUCACUACUUGAUAUGUUGCUGUCUUUAACGAAUAAAGAUUCUGAUGGGAGGGUAAUAGUAUCAAGGACAAGGCCAAGUUCUGAAGGACAAAAAGGAGGAUAUCUGAAAUAUGUCAUGCUUAGUGGGGAAAAGAUAUUUUCUGAGGUUCUGGAUCAGGCUCGUGCUGUUAUAUUAGCUGGGGGAACUCUACAACCUAUUGAAGAAACAAAGGAACGGCUCUUCCCAUCUUUACAGCCUGAUAAGUUGCAUUUCUUUUCCUGUGGUCAUAUCAUACCAUCUGAAAAUAUUUUACCCAUUGCUGUUUCCCAUGGGCCAUCUGGGCAUCCCUUUGAUUUUAGUUACAAUACCCGAACCUCCUCAAUCAUGAUUGAAGAGUUAGGGCUGCUGCUUUGCAAUUUAGUGACAUUGAUUCCUGAAGGAAUAGUUGUGUUCUUCUCAUCAUUUGACUAUGAGGCACUGGUGUACAAUUCAUGGAAGGAAUUGGGCAUACUUGCGAGAAUUAUGAAGAAGAAACGUAUAUAUAGAGAGCCUAGAAAAAGUACAGAGGUGAAACUUGUCCUUAGGGAAUAUAAUGAUACAAUUGAAGAAUUGUCCCAUAGUGAUCCCAAAUCUCACAAUGGUGCAAUUCUCCUAGCAAUUGUGGGUGGAAAAAUAUCAGAAGGUAUCAAUUUCAGUGAUGGAAUGGGUAGAUGCAUAAUUAUGGUUGGACUUCCUUAUCCAAGUCCAUCUGACAUUGAAUUGAUUGAGAGGGUGAAGCACAUUGAAAGCAUUGGGUGUGCAUCUAUCAGUAAAACACCCAAACUUUCAGCCCCAACUCAAUGCUUUAAUGGAGAUGCCCAAGCUGGGUUGAGCAUCCUAAGAAGCUGCAAGCACAGAGGGAAACAAUAUUAUGAGAAUCUUUGCAUCAAAGCUCUAAAUCAAUCUAUUGGUAGAGCAAUCAGGCAUAUAAAUGAUUAUGCUGCAAUCUUGUUGGUUGAUGGACGGUUUUCAUCUAAUCCAACAGAAAGAAGAUCUUCCCAUUUAACAAGCAAGCUUCCACAGUGGAUUAAUGCCCGCCUAGUUUCCUCAACUAAGAAUUAUGGAGAGGUCCACAGACUACUGCAUCAGUUCUUCAAGUUCCAUAAAGAUAAAGUGAAGUGAAGUGAACAAUCAGUAGGGAAGACUCAAAAUAGUAGCUUCUGCUCUUUAAGCACUGAUAUUCCUUUGACUGUAUAGUAAAGGUGUAUAAACUGAAACUAUAUAUAGAUGAUUGAUUUCUUAAAUGAAUUAUGCCGAAGGGUAAACUUGUUACAGCCA
Ipomoea triloba (trilobed morning glory) is the source of this 2935-nucleotide messenger RNA. Its product is annotated as ATP-dependent DNA helicase DDX11. Gene Ontology annotation, cellular component: nucleus. Gene Ontology annotation, biological process: establishment of sister chromatid cohesion; nucleobase-containing compound metabolic process. NCBI's taxonomy places the organism in Eukaryota, Viridiplantae, Streptophyta, Magnoliopsida, Solanales, Convolvulaceae. The record is from RefSeq and is a predicted model, not a curated record. The transcript has 9 exons. The coding region runs from base 122 to 2779 and encodes 885 amino acids. Gene Ontology annotation, molecular function: DNA binding; DNA helicase activity; ATP binding.